UGCACAGGAAGAAGACUGACGCAUGCUCCAUAGGGGAAGACAGAGGAGGAGGAAGUGAUCUCAUUGCAGAUCGCAGAUUCGGUUCCCCCCCAAUUCCUGAAUUUCACUUGAGAAACCCUAAUUAUUGUACAAGAAACCCUGAUUACCAUCACCACAAUAUCUAAUUCUCCAUCCCACUCCAAUCCACUACAUUUAAGUUGCAGCCAUGUCUCUGAACAUGAAAACCCUAACCCAAGCUCUGGCUAAAACAGCAGCUGUGAUUGAGAAGACGGUUCAAACUACGGUUCAGGAGGUCACUGGACCCAAGGCUCUUCAAGACUAUGAGCUCUUAGACCAGGUGGGAUCAGGUGGCCAUGGCCAUGUAUGGAAGCUUUAUUCAGCUCGACCUAGAACCAAGACCUUGCAAUCUCAGUACCCUCUGGUUUGUAUAUGGCUUCUUGAUAAGAAAGCAGUUUCAGAGGCUAGAAUUCGAGCUGGGCUUUCAAAGGCUGCAGAAGAUGCGUUCAUGGAGCUGGUUAAGGCUGACGCGUCUAGGCUUGUGAGGUUGAGGCACCCUGGUGUUGUUCAUGUGGUUCAGGGGCUUGAUGAGACGAAGAAUUCCAUGGCUAUGGUGACUGAGCCCAUCUUUGCUUCAGUGGCUAAUGUGCUAGGGGUGUUUGAUAACAUUGGGAGUGUGCCCAAGGAGCUCAAGGGCUUGGAAAUGGGUGUCUUAGAGAUUAAACAUGGGUUACUUCAAAUUACGGAGUCCAUAGAUUUUCUCCACAAUAAUGCAAGGCUUAUUCACCGGGCCAUAUCCCCUGAGGCAGUCUUUAUCACUUCUAAUGGAGCUUGGAAACUUGGUGCAUUUGGUUUCACGAUUCCUGCAGAUCAGAACCCAGGUGAUUUGUCGACAGUCCAGCCCUUCCAUUACCCGGAAUAUGAUGUUGAUGAUUUGGUGAUGCCGCUUCAACCAUCUCUAGAUUAUAGUGCCCCAGAGCUAGUGCGGAGUCAAGCAGGCUUAGCUGGUUGCCUUUCUGACAUAUUCAGUCUAGGAUGUCUUAUAUACCAUUUGCUUGUUCGGAAACCUCUUCUUGAUUGUAAGAACAAUGUUCGGAUGUAUACAAAUAAACUAACAUACCUCUUGCAUGAGUCAUUUUCAAAUAUCUCCUCGGAUUUAGUGAAUGAUUUACGACGGAUGCUUUCGGUGGAUGAGGCUUCCCGACCGAGUGCCUUGGAUUUUACAGGUUCUCCAUUCUUUAGGGAUGAUACUAGGUUGCGUGCUCUUCGUUUCCUGGACCAUAUGCUUGAGAGGGACAAUAUGCAAAAGUCAGAUUUCUUGAAAGCACUAUCAGGGAUGUGGAAGGAUUUUGAUUCUCGUGUUUUGCGGUAUAAGGUACUUCCUCCUCUUUGUUCAGAGCUUCGCAACAUAGUCAUGCAGCCAAUGAUCUUACCCAUGGUUCUUACAAUUGCUGAAUCUCAGGAUAAAAAUGAUUUUGAGAAUUCAACCUUACCUGCAUUAGUACCUGUGUUGAGUUCUGCAGCUGGGGAGACCCUUCUACUGCUAGUGAAGCAUGCCGAGUUGAUUAUUAGCAAGACUGGUCACGAGCAUUUAGUCACUCAUGUCCUUCCUCUGCUUGUUCGGGCAUAUGAUGAUACUGAUGCACGUAUACAAGAGGAGGUUUUGCGUCGGACGAUUUCCCUUGCAAAGCAACUGGAUGUUCAGCUAGUUAAGCAAGCUAUUCUUCCUCGCCUGCAUGGAUUGGCUCUUAAGACUACUGUUGCAGCGGUAAGGGUAAAUGCAUUGCUCUGCCUUGGAGAUCUGGUUCACUUGCUUGACAAGCCUGCCACUGUAGGCAUUUUGCAAACAUUGCAACGAUGCACAGCUGUUGAUCGCUCUGCACCCACUCUUAUGUGUACACUGGGGGUUACAAAUUCUAUCUAUAAGAAGUAUGGUAUAGAUUUUGCGGCAGAACACAUUCUUCCACUACUCAUACCACUGCUCCUUGCUCAACAAUUGAAUGUUCAGCAGUUUGCCAAGUACAUGCUCUUUGUGAAAGACAUCCUAAGGAAGAUUGAAGAGCAGCGAGGUGUAGCAGUAACAGAGCUUGGAGUAUCACAAAUGGGCGCAAAAACAUUUGCAGCUAAUGGUUCACUAGCACAACCCAUCGAAACAAAACCCAACACUGACAACUCUUCCUCAAUUAAGUUGGGCAGCUCAGCAUGGGAUGAAGACUGGCCCUCAAUAGUUAAGGGUCCCUCUGCAUCCCAGCCUCCUCAAAUCAAUAACCCAUCUUUUAACUCUAGACCGUUGACGCCAACCCCUUGGCCAUCUAUGCCUACACCCCCAAAUACUCAGAACUCCCCAUCCUGCCCGCCUGUGGACAUAGAAUGGCCUCCAUCCACCGCUUCUACUAGUUAUGAAUUUUCAACUAGUGAGAGUGAGAAACCAAAGACGAACCCAACUGGUGCCUUAGAUAAUCAUACCCUGGAAGACUUAGAUCCUUUUGCCAACUGGCCUCCUCCAAGGAGUUCCAGCCAAAAACAGGGUCUUGGGACUUCCAAUGUGAAAGGCAUAACCUUUGCCACAAGCAACACUAUUGGGUUCCCCAAAGAGAAUCAGGGGAGCUUAGGCAAUAUGCCUAUGAAUACUGACAGUUAUUUGGGCCUUCCAUACAAGAAUCAGGGGGCUGUGUUUGAUAUUGGUGGUUCAAACAAUUUUGUUGGUUCUUUUGCUGAUAAGAAGGAAGCAGAUGUUGGAUCAAUAUUCGUAUCACCAAAGAAUGAGCAGACCCCAUUGAGAAUUGCCCCUCCACCUCCAUCUGGUAAGGGAAGAGGAAGGGGAAGAAGUCAAGUUUCAGUGCCGUCGAGGCCAAGACAUACACAAAGUCCUACUGAGCAGCCCUCGCUAAUGGAUUUGCUUUAGUGGGUCCGACUCAUUUGUGAAUUAUCAGAAGUGCGCCGUUGUAGAUUUGCUGGACUCGGUCAUAUGGAUUUUCUAUCAUAUUAUCAAGGCUGGAAUCGCGAGUUUUCAAUCCAAUUUAUUUUUUUAAUUUUUAUUUGUUUCUGCGGCCAGUGGCUUUCGCUGAGGGUUAGGUUUGAAUUCAUAAUGGUAGAGUGAUGAUAUAGCACGCUUUGACUGUUACAUGGGAUUUGUCAGUUCUAAGUUUGGAUUGUUAGUUCUAGGUUUCUUUUUAAUUGUGUAUUAUUUUUCUUUUUCUUUUUUUAUCUUCGUUUUUUUUUUUUGUAUCAAUAUGAGUUUGGUAUUCUUUGAAACAAGUAUUGGCUCCUCAACUGAACCGAGGCGUAAUAAAAUCCCGAGUUGUGAUCGACUA
This is a messenger RNA of Amborella trichopoda, 3311 nucleotides long. Its product is annotated as SCY1-like protein 2 A. NCBI's taxonomy places the organism in Eukaryota, Viridiplantae, Streptophyta, Magnoliopsida, Amborellales, Amborellaceae. The record is from RefSeq and is a predicted model, not a curated record. Gene Ontology annotation, biological process: protein phosphorylation. Gene Ontology annotation, molecular function: ATP binding; protein kinase activity.